Messenger RNA from Misgurnus anguillicaudatus (oriental weatherfish), 3457 nucleotides. RefSeq lists its product as uncharacterized. NCBI's taxonomy places the organism in Eukaryota, Metazoa, Chordata, Actinopteri, Cypriniformes, Cobitidae. The record is from RefSeq and is a predicted model, not a curated record.
UUCGCAUGCUUACGGAUGAGCUCUGAAGAACUACGGGAUCUCGUUGACUUUGUGACUCCAGACAUGAAGCGCCGGACAUCAUCACAGAACUCUGGUGUUGGAGGCAGUCCAAGUGAUUGUGACAUCAUGGCAUCAGGAUCUCUAGAUGUCACAUGCGCUAGUGAAACAUCAGAAGCAGCAGAAGAAUGUUCAGCGAAAAAGAAGUCCAAAUUCCAGACGUUCAAGGAUUUUUUUGUGAAGAAAAAGAGGAAGGACAGUCCGACCCCGUUGGGAGGGAGCGUUUUAAAAGGCAGUCAAUCGAUCGAUGACAUCAUCUCUACAGAAUCGCCUGUUGUCCAGACUCUUAAAGUUAAUGAGUUGGGACACAAAGCCAUGUCACAUGACAGCGUCUUCGUCUCUGAUUCGCCUUCAUCCGAGGCACUAGCAUCUCAGGACAGCAUUCAUGGAAAAGUGAAAUCUCUACAGCAGCAGCUGGAGCAAACGAUUCGUCUGGGUUCUCCUCCAGCGCUCAUCUACGGGAGGAAAGCUGAGGAUACAGGAGCUUUCUCUGAUGAUGAUGGUCUUCCCUGCAGUCCUCCAGAAUACUCCAGCCUACACACUGUGCUGGCCUCAACUCCUCAUACGACGUCACAUUUGACCCAAAGGGGCAGUUGUUUGAGCAUGGAGACAUCUGACAGCGAUGAUGAUCAGAUGUCAUAUGACAGCUCUUCCAGACCCAGCACCCCUCAGGCUCCCGUCCCAGCAGACUUCAGUUUACCAGCCAGCUCCGACGGCUGUUUAGACAGCACGGCUGCCCGUCACCGCAUCGCAGUCAAAGCCAAAGCCUGCACCAGGAGAAAGCCAGUCAGCCGGCACAUGUUGGAAAACAAGAGACGAGACCCGAGAGAAAAACUGCUGCUAAGAGAGACGGAGGACAAACUACGGAUAGUUACAAUCAUCGUAGAAGAGGAAAGUGAAUAUUUACCCAUGAUUCCUGAUUCACACAACAAGACCCGGGAGUCAAAGACAUCCUCCUUUACUUCUGAUCUUGAAGACUUGCCUGACUCCGCCCAGUGUCAAAAAACACCUCCAAAAUCCUCAGCUGGAGACGUCUCUGAAGAAGGGGAACGUGUUUCUGAUGAGGAUCAGCCUGAGGGCUCGGCCUGGGAGAGUCCAGUGACACUUCAACUACAGACUGAUGACUUCCUGCUGGACACAGGAUGUGAGGUCAUUCCUAAGGAUCAGGGGUCAUUGCUGGAGGAAGUCUUGAGCUCCCUGAAGAGUCCUCUUGUGUCAGGACUUGCACUGGAGAAUGAUAUCAUGAUUCCUCAGAAUGAGGUAGCAGAAGUGAAAACUGAGAGUGUGGACGCUCGACUCCAAGAGAAAGCCAACAGAGAUCUCUCAGAGUCUAAGGUUCCUCUCUCUGAUUCGCUGUCAUUUUCAGAAGAGAUUACAGAAGAGACUUCAGAAGAAGAGUCAUUAGAAGUGCCUAGAAAAGAGACUAAAGCCAAUGUGAAUAUUAGUGCGAAUGCCAAAGAAGAAGCAGCAAAGACUGAGUUGAAAGAAAAGACAGAAGAUUUUGCCGUGAAUGUGAAGGAUUAUGUUGAAGUUAUUGUUGAGGACAAAUUGGAAAGUAAAACCAAAGUUGAUGCAGAUAAGAAGAUCAGUGACCUGACAGUGGUGGAACCGGAGAAGAAAGAUGUUGGAGAACCUCGAGACGUUCAAAGACGGUCAACUCCUGAACCAGAGAAGGCUGCGACUGCAAAUGAUAUUGAAAACAUUACUUUGACAUCUCAGACAGUCAGAGCCAACGUCUUAAACUCAGAGCGGCCGGUUGAGGUCAUUUCUUCUACAGCGACUCACAAGCAAGACAGUCCAAUCCUCCAUUCUCCACUUUCCAAUACGUCAGUGUAUCUUCUGGAGAAGGAAGAGGAACCCGGUAAGCGCCGUGUGUCUGGUGGGCUUCAGGAAGUAAACCUCGAUGUUAUAUCUGAACAGAAGGAAGUUCUCGAGUCAGAGCAGACCGCCGGCGAUGAGGUUCGACCUCGGUUCACCAUAGCCCCUGCCUGGCAACGGUCUUUGACUACUGGGGUUGUCAGAGAGCAGCUCCAGAUGAUCUCACCAGGGGUUUCAGAGACUGAAGGGACUAAAGCGUCCGAUGAAUCUCCCCAAACAAAUGAGUCUUUCACACCGCCAAAAGAGGAACGUUCCAAACCGGCCCGAACUCACAGUACACCGUCGUUUCCCGUAAGAAAAGAGAAAUCCCAUGUUCAGGAAGAGUCUACCUCAGGGAACCGUUUUGGAGUGAGGUUGAGAAAGACCGCUGUAUUGCAUCGAUAUGGUUUAGAUGGAGAAUCGACACGGACCUCUUCGCAAAAAGGCCAGGAAGAGUCAGAGAUCCUAGAGAGUCCGGAGACCCCAGACAUUGACCAACACAGAAGGAAGACGGUGGUGCCUAUGAAGUCUGAUCUGAUAGUUGAUGCAGUGAUGUCUAGCAGGAAACUCUCAGAUCCGGCGAGUCGAGUUUCUGUUGGUGACACAGAGUCUCCAAGCUGGAUCUCUAUGGCGAGGCAGAAGCAGAGGAACUUCAUUGACAACUCUCCAGAGACCUCUCCGGAGAAACAUAACUCACAGGAGGAUCUUAAACGGCCAGAUUCACUGCCCAGCUUACCAAAUUCAGUCACCCAAGAGCAACUUGCACAGCCAUGUAUAAAAGUGUUCUGCUCGAUGGAGAUAUCCAACCCGUCGAUGGUGGAGAAGGAGAGUAAGAGGACCGCUAUCCCAUCCACUGCACCUUUAGCUCAAGAUGAGCCUCCCUGGAUGGCCUUAGCCAAGAAGAAAGCCAAGGCAUGGAGUGAAAUGCCUCAGAUCGUUCAAUGAAGGACUCGGCUGGCAUAUGGCUUCAGCAAAAGACAAUUUCACUUCAGUGGCUUACUCCUUUAUAUUUUUGUAACACCUACAUAAUGUGAGCAGUAAUAGAAAACUUGUACAGACUAAUUUUGCUUAUUCAGAACUUGUCUGAUAUAAAGAAAACGUAAGCAUUGGGUAUAUGCGUAAUAUCUUAAUCAUGAUUUGGUUCACUGCAGAAGUAUACAUUCAUGUAAAUAGGAUCUUCUAACAUACAGUUAGAAAAUGAAAGAAAUCCUGAUGAGUUUUGUUAUUAACAAAAAAAAAAUGCAUUCAUUUUGUUUAACCUGCAGAAUUACGUUUGCAUAUUUUGAACCUCCAUCAAUGUUGUCUUAAUUUAGGACUGAAUGGAUACCUUCACUGCUCACUACUAAGUAACAUUGGUAUGAAAUAUUUUAGGCUUUUAAGUUAAUAACAACACAGUUAUUAUGAGCUGAUGGUAUCUUUGUAUUUAUUUAUCUCACUCUGGAAUGUUUUAUGUAUUUUCGAUUUAUUUUUCUAUUUACAUACAGUUUGUGACUUGUACAUAAAAUAUAAAGUACAGAAAAAAUAAAUCAAGAAAAAUAAUGAA